Oncorhynchus keta (chum salmon) is the source of this 4904-nucleotide messenger RNA. RefSeq names its product whirlin. Gene Ontology annotation, molecular function: protein binding. NCBI's taxonomy places the organism in Eukaryota, Metazoa, Chordata, Actinopteri, Salmoniformes, Salmonidae. The record is from RefSeq and is a predicted model, not a curated record. Bases 828 to 3713 code for a protein of 961 amino acids. The transcript has 12 exons. Gene Ontology annotation, cellular component: cilium; stereocilium tip; photoreceptor inner segment. Gene Ontology annotation, biological process: sensory perception of sound; auditory receptor cell stereocilium organization.
CAGCUGGUCGGGAAUCUUGCGGAGACAACUGCCGACUGUCAACGCACGGCUGGAAUCAAGUAAAUAGUUAUAUAAACCAAAAGCUACCAGGGGAAACAUUAACUUUACUUGAAAAUGGCUUAAUUAUCUUUGCGUUAUUUGGAACACGUUUAAAGCUCCGGCUGGAUAUAUUUGCAAUGGAUAAAACAACUCCACAAUAUGAACUUCGGUCUCCGGUAAAGGAACCAAGCAAAAUACCAACUUCUAUCUAGAACGUCUUGGGUAUUAUUUUCCGAAUAUUGUGUUCAUAUAGUAAGUAGUACGUUUAUCACUUGAUAUUAAUUUGUAGUAGCCGUAUUCUUUUGGCGCUCGAGCUUCUUGUGCCUGUUGACGAGGUGAUAUAUGUGGAUACCUGAGAAGCAGCUCGCGACCUUAAUACACGCAAACAAGACCAAGGCUAUGAAAUGUUUCUUCUAUGUGCUUUAGUCUAUUUCAUGUGCCUUUUUGACGGUUGAUUAGCCAAACGGAGUACUGAAGUUCAUAUCAUAGGCUAUUAUUAAACUGAAAAUCGUAUGAAAAUGUUAUAUAAUUUGUGUUUGAAAUUCUAACAUUGAAACGUUGUUUUAGUUAUUGCUCGAGGAUGCGAUCAAAGACUGUUGUAAUUCAGCCGGUUGUGUUAGACAGCCCUCAGCCUCAGACCUAGCCAAUAUGUAUAUUAGUGGAGUGGACGUCCUGCACAAAACGCUAUGCCAGGCUCCGUUUUAAAGGAGCACAGCCCAGCGCUCUCGGCCUAAUGACUAAUGUAUCCCUGCUCCAGCGUGGCUCUGUGACCCAGUCACACCUCUAGGAUGAGCACGGAUCUAGAGCACAUGUCGCUCAACUCCUCCUCGGCCAACUCUGUGGCCUCGAGUGACCGCACGCUGUCAGCCAACGUCAAGAAGCUGCACAACGCGCUCAACCUGCUGCUUAACGACUUGGAGCGGGAGCAGUUCAUUCACUGCCUCAACGUGUACCACUCCAAGCGUAAUGUCUACGACCUGGUUCAAACCCUCAAAGUCAUUCUCAAUGCGCCCAGCAAACGCCAACUUCUGCCCAUGCUACGGCUGGUCAUUCCCCGCUCCGACCAGCUUUUGUUUGACCAGUACACCUCGGAGGGCCUUUACUUGAAAUCGGAUUUACUUGCCAGAAAUGGGAGCGCCGAAGCGGUGGGCGAAGGUUCCAGUGCGAGUCCAACUCCCCCCGGAUCUCAGGUUGCGCUGCGCAGCUCCCCGGAUAGUUUCAGCACCUGCAGUGAUGGGACAGCUCCCCUCGUACCGCUGCUCGGGAGAAGCUUCCUGCACGAGCCUCCAGGAGAGGUCCGACAGGUGACCCUGAAACGGCACAAGAGCAACGAGGGCUUGGGUUUCAGUAUCCGCGGCGGCUCAGAGCACGGGGUCGGAAUCUAUGUGUCUCUGGUGGAGCCAGGAUCCCUGGCCGAGAAAGAGGGACUGAGGAUUGGCGAUCAGAUUAUGAAAGUCAACAGCACAGUGUUCGAUAAAGUCACGCACGCUGAAGCGGUGAAGGUGUUGAAGGGCAGUAAGAAGCUGUCCCUGUCGGUGCAGUCGGUGGGGCGUAUCCCAGGGGGUUAUGUCACUAACCAUGUGUACACCUGGGUGGACCCUCAGGGUCACAGUGUCCCCCCUCCCCCUGACCUCCCAGAGCACCGCAGUGCCACCCUGAGACACACCGACAGCCAACGACGCAGCACCAUGCAGAUACUGCAGGAGGGAGAUGAGAAGAAGGUGAACCUGGUAUUGGACGAUGGCCGUUCACUAGGUCUGAUGAUCCGGGGUGGGGCAGAGUAUGCCUUGGGGAUCUACAUCACCGGAGUGGACCGGGGUUCUGCCGCAGAGUGUGGUGGACUUAAGGUGGGCGACCAGAUCCUGGAGGUGAACGGGUGCAGCUUCCUGGGUAUCCCCCACGACGAGGCGGUGCGCGUGCUCAAGUCAUCGCGCCACCUGAUAAUGACUGUGAAGGACGUGGGGCGCUUGCCACAUGCCAGGACAGUAGUGGGGGAGACCAAGUGGAUUGCCAGCUCCCAAAUCGCUGAGAGCUCUGCCAGCGGCAGUGUGGCUGGCUUGUCCAUGGACCAAGGAGCAUCAGGAAGGAUGGUGUUCUAUAAGGGUAUGGCUGGCUCCCAGGUGACCCUGUCCAGCCCGGUGAACCAGAGCAGAGCCAUGCUGGAGGAACAGGCCCGCCACCUGCUGACAGAGACAGAGAGGCAGACCAUGGGCUACUACGUGGAGGAAUAUCGAGACGGACACAUAGGGGCGGAGCAGCUGGUCUUGGCCCUAUUUGAACUGCUCAACACACAUGCCAAGUUCGCCCUGCUAUCAGAGGUACGUGGCCUGGUAACUCCCCAGGAUCUGGAGCGUUUCGAUGGGAUGGUGCUGCGCCACAAGAUCCAGGCUUUGGAGGCUCGGCAGGGGAGUGCCUGUGCGGCCGCUCUCCACUCUGACUCCAUCUCUAUGGUCUCCUACCCAGAUACCCUGGCCUCCUCGUCAACAAGCUACAUGACCUCCACCACCCUCAGUUCUGCACGGAAUAACAGUAUGGUGGACAGUAAUGGGGAGGAGUCUCAAGAGAGUCUGGAUGUACUGCCUGACGUCUCUCUGGAUGAGGUGCAUUCCACAUCCGAAUCUCCCCCCACCUUCAACCCCCCACCCCCCCCAGGGCUGCAGAGGCAUCCCAGCAGACGAGACCAGGUCAAAAAACGCCCUUCCUCCGAAUCCUCUUAUUCUGGACUCUACUUCACCGCCCCUGCCCAUAACCCACCCAAGGACCAGAGGGGGAACCAAGGGUCCCCCUCCUCACCCAAGGUCCCCCUACAAAAUGAUUUCUCCGUCCCCCAUAAGAGGGACCCCUCCGUCCCCCAUAAGAGGGACCCCUCUGUCCCCCAUAAGAGGGACCCCUCCGUCCCCCAUAAGAGGGACCCCUCUGUCCCCCAUAAGAAGGAGAUGGCAACUUCCAAGUUUUCCAUGGUCAACAAGCACGCCAUAGGCCCCUUCCCUAGAGUCCAGUCAUCUAUUAAGACCACCAAACCUGCCACCCCCUCCCCAUAUCUACCCCCUCCCCCUCCACUCCCUGCACCAUCCACACCCCCUCUCCUUCCACACAGCCAGGACAAGGCCUCCCCUGGCUCCAACAAACAGCACUUUGUCAUGGUGGAGGUCCACAGGCCCAAUGCAGAGUCUGACGUCAGCGAGGUGCGGUCCCUGCCCCAGUCACGAGGUGCCACCCUGUCCCAGCUGUCAGACAGUGGACAGACACUGAGUGAGGACAGCGGGGUGGACAUUAGCGAGUCGGGGCGACUCAGCAGGGAAAGCAGUCCCCACACACGCCCCCCACGAGACCCCAAGGGGGCACGUGGGGACAGCACCACCAAACCGCCGGGUCUCUUGGAGCGUAGCUCCACACUGGUGAGGGUGGCAAAGAGUGCCAGCACCCUGGGCAUCGCCAUCGAAGGAGGUGCCAACACUCGCCAGCCCCUGCCACGCAUCGUCACCAUACAGAGGGGCGGUUCGGCACACAACUGCGGGCAGCUGCAGGUGGGUCAGGUAAUCCUGGAGGUAAACGGGGUUUCCCUGAGGGGCCGGGAGCACAGGGACGCAGCGCGCCUCAUCGCUGAGGCUUUCAAGACCAAAGAGAGAGAACACGUGGACUUCCUGGUCACAGAGUUCAACGUGGCACUGUAGGAGGAAGUAAAGGAAGAAGAGAAGGAGAGAGAGACUCUUAUCAUGGAGGAAGGAGGGAGGAGGGACAGGGGCUACAGAGCUGGAGAGGAUAGGGGGUGGCUGUGGGGGCAAAGCGGCAUAGUCCUACACACUGUUCUGUACAUUGGUUCAUCUACCAACCUUUAUCUGGUCACUUGGCCUCACCAUCCUCAACAUCCUCCAGCUUUAGCCCCAAAACUAGACACGGACACAGUUGCACUCUAAGUUGAGAAGUUGCCAUGAUUUCUGAUUUUCAUGGACUUUCACCAUCCUUGUGACCUUGGUUUUUAGGAUACUCCCUGCAGCAGUAAUUUCUCUGGACACCUUAUUGUAUGUGUUUAUGGCAAUCUCAUGUACUGUCACUCUAUCUGUGUUGGCUAGUGGCAUCAUCCUGUGGAUCUCAAAUGGACAAUUGGACAAUGACGCCAUCAGCACUAGAGCUCUGGCAGAAGAUAUGCUCCUGAAGCGGUCAGUUAGUGAUCAGUUAGCGGUCAGUGUCUGAGAGACUAACAGCACACGCAAGAGACACAGGCUGUGUCGCAAAUAGCACCCUAUUCCAAUAUAGCUCACUACCUUUGACCAGAACCCCCCUAUGUGCCCUGGUAAAUAGUAGUGCACUAAAUAGGGAAUAAGGUGGGACGCAAGCCAGCCUUCCAUCCAGCAGAUGGAAGAGGCAGGAGGAAACACCAUUUUCCAAUGAGUUUGUUUUUGUAAAUGUACAAAUGUAGAUACUAUACGAUAUAUACAUAAAGAUAAUCUAUGAAUUAUAGAAACCUACUAUCUUACAUGCUUAAAAAGUAGAAUUCUUCAAAGUGUACUGUUAAGUCCCUUUUCUGCAAAUGUGUCCCCAAGUGAAGAGUAAUGGAGAUGAUUGUGUUUUAAUUGCCCUCUCUGGCAGUGCUAGUCAGCCGUACUAUUUGUGUUUACACAAGGGGCUUGCAGGGGCCUGCGUCACAUAGUAAUUACUAAGAGGUAGUAAUGAGGCAUUUGGGAAAGGAAACUGCUGCAGAAGCUCUCUCCGAUACACACUCCCAGAACACAUGUGGCCCAGCACAUACACACACAGGCAUGCCAUCUUACCACACAAACACACAAGCACACAAACAGGCAGAAGUCACGGUGGAUUGAUGGAGAGCUGAUGCUAAGAACUUGAAGAAGCACUUUAUCCAAUAA